Molecule: messenger RNA, 2174 nt
Organism: Cryptomeria japonica (Japanese cedar)
Lineage: Eukaryota; Viridiplantae; Streptophyta; Pinopsida; Cupressales; Cupressaceae
Product: sugar transporter ERD6-like 16
Exons: 18
Coding region: 218-1729 (503 amino acids)
Biological process (GO): carbohydrate transport; transmembrane transport
Cellular component (GO): membrane
Molecular function (GO): sugar transmembrane transporter activity
Source: RefSeq, a predicted model, not a curated record
CCUGCUUAUGAGUUUGAUCAGGUUGGUUCUUAUGUUGGCUGCCUGCUCAUAUUGCUCUCUCUGCUUUUUGAGAGAGCUGUAAUAAAAUCUUAGGAUUAUAUGUUCUUGAAGGUUUUAUAGAUAGAGAGGGAGAGAUAUUCUCCAAAAUUUGAAGUUGUUUUUGCCCAAUAGCAUUUCUCACCUAGUAGCAAAGUUGCAGGUGUGAUCACAUAUAAUCAUGACAAUUAAAAUAGAUUUAGAGAAUGGAGAAAUUAGUGAGCAGCAAGAGGAUAUUAUCCAGGCACUUCUUCCAGCUGAAGAGAAGUCUAAGAAUUUCAAUGAGAGUGACAGCACCAAAGCUGGUAAUGAUGGAUCCAUACAAACUGUGCUUCUCAGCACCUUUGUGGUGGUUUUAGGCUCUUUGGAGUUUGGAUAUUCUGUGGGGUUCUCUUCCCCCACUCAGUCUGCAAUGAUAGAGGACCUCGGCCUCACUCUGUCUCAGUAUUCUACCUUUGGUUCCCUGCUGACCAUAGGUGCCAUGAUUGGUGCAAUAACAAGUGGCCGUGUUGCAGAUUCCAUGGGGAGAAAAGGGGCACUGAGAGUGGCUUCAGCCUCUUACAUCAUUGGAUGGCUUAUCAUAGUCAUCUCCAAGGUUGCAUUACCACUGGAUAUUGGAAGAUUGUUUGUGGGAUAUGGGGUUGGCCUCACUUCCUAUACAGUUCCUGUCUACAUAGCUGAAAUAACUCCCAAGAACUUGAGAGGAGCACUCACAAAUACAAAUCAGUUGUCGGUAACUGCGGGGAUACUAAUAGUAUAUCUUCUUGGAAUGUUUGUGACAUGGCAUGACCUUGCUAUUAUAGGACUUAUCCCCUGUUCUAUUUUGGUCUUGGGUCUCUUCUUCAUUCCAGAGUCUCCCAGGUGGUUGGCAAAGGUAGGACGGGAGAAAGAGUUUAAAGCUGCAUUGCAAGCCCUUCGAGGAAAAGGUUGUGAUGUUUCUGCUGAGGCAGCUGAAAUCAAGGAAUACGUGGAUGAGUUAGAAAUGCUUCCAAAGGGCAGAGUAUUGGAUUUAUUUCAACGCAAAUAUGCUCAUCAUGUGAUAGUUGGAGUCGGCUUGAUGGUGUUCCAACAGUUAUGUGGAAUCAAUGCUCUCAUGUUUUAUGCCAGUAAAAUUUUCGAAGCUGCUGGCUUCCAUUCAGAUCAUGCAGCAUCUGUCAGUGUUGCUGCCCUUCAGGUGCCAAUGACAGUAGUAGGUGUUCUACUGAUGGACAGAGCAGGAAGGCGGCCACUUUUGAUGGUCUCUGCUGGAGGGAUAAGCUUAGGUUGUUUCAUGGUCGGAGUUUCAUUUUACAUACAGGGGCAUGAAUCGUAUGCUCAUCUUGGAGCACUAGUAAGCAUCUUGGCUCUAGGGGGUCUCUUGACUUAUAUUGCAGCAUUCUCCUUGGGCAUGGGUGGAGUUCCAUGGAUUAUAAUGUCUGAGAUAUUUCCAAUAAAUAUGAAAGGGGUUGCUGGAAGCUUGGUGACACUUGUUUCUUGGUUUGGCUCUUGGGUUAUAACCUUAACCUUCAAUUUUCUUCUAACAUGGAGUGCAGCAGGUUCAUUCUUUAUCUUUGGGGGCGCUGGUGCAGGUGCAGUGUUGUUUGUUGCAAAACUAUUGCCAGAAACCAAGGGGCAAACUCUAGAAGAAAUACAAACAUCAUUCCUGACAUUUUUCUCGAAAAGAACUCCCAAAUCUUAUAAUGGGCUUCAAUAAAAAAAUGAUUUAUUUCAGUGGAAAGCUAUGGAUUCAUUGUUACCCAAUUAUUUUAUUGCUAGGCAUCAUUCAUUACAAGUUGUUAGAUCUCACCUCUCAUAUGACAUACCGAUUGAAAUGUGUUCAUAUGGUGAAGGUGUGUUAGAUUCAAUUACAUCCAGGAAAAUUAAAAUUGAUAUUGGAGGAGCCGUUUUUGGAUCAGAUUUUGUGGUAAUUUUUUUAUCAACAUUUUGGAUCACACUCCGUGAUUUAUCAUCAGAACGAUUGAGUGCAAGAGCACAAUGGUGAGAUGAGAUUUUCAGACUAUAAUAUCUCAUUGAGAGUGAUUCAAAAGUUCUAUAAACAGAACUGAAUGUAUUUAAGGAGAAAUUAUCUUUUCUUUGUUGUUGUAAUUCUAAUUUGAAUGUCCAUAAUUUAAUCUAUAAUCCAAUCCUAUUUGAAAAUA